Molecule: messenger RNA, 4969 nt
Organism: Pantherophis guttatus
Lineage: Eukaryota; Metazoa; Chordata; Lepidosauria; Squamata; Colubridae
Gene: KCNJ15
Product: potassium inwardly rectifying channel subfamily J member 15
Biological process (GO): regulation of monoatomic ion transmembrane transport; potassium ion import across plasma membrane
Cellular component (GO): plasma membrane
Molecular function (GO): inward rectifier potassium channel activity
Source: RefSeq, a predicted model, not a curated record
AACCGUCAUUGCACUGGAAGUGAACAUCCAAUAACCAUGACAGCACGACAUUCCCUGCAACCCUUCUUUAAUCUGAUAAACAUGGCACAGAGAAGGGGGGGAAUUCUUUAUAUGCAUUUCUUUGGGUUUUAAGUUAUAAACAACAGGAAUUCAGGAUCAUGUGAGAAGAGAGAUGAUGAAAGAAACAGAAUGCAGGAAGUCAGGGGAAUACAAGAGGCCAGGAUCGGAUGGGAUCCAUUCCAGGACAUGAAAGGAAGUGACUAAACUGAUACAUGAAUGUUACCUAAUAAAGAAACACAAAUGGAGAGCGGAAGACACCAAGGACUGGUCUGAAGAGCAGGUAAUGGAAGCAACACAGAUCAGUAUGUCACAAGCCUCACUAGUCAAUGGCAACAUCAGUGCUAAAAUGAAGAGAAACAAACCUCGUGUGAUGUCUAAAAGUGGUCACAGCAAUAUCAGAAUUGACAAAGUAGAUGGUAUUUACCUGCUUUAUCUUCAGGAUCUGUGGACCACAGUUAUUGACAUGAAAUGGAGAUACAAACUUACAUUAUUUGCUGCUACUUUCAUCAUGACUUGGUUUCUGUUUGGAGUCAUUUACUAUGCCAUUGCAUUUCUUCAUGGAGAUCUGGAAGAGAGCAGAUACCCUCACAAACAUGUCCCUUGUGUCAUGAAUGUAGAUUCACUAACUGGGGCAUUUCUCUUUUCUUUGGAAUCCCAAACAACCAUUGGUUAUGGCUUUCGGGUUAUCACUGAGGAAUGUCCACAUGCUAUUUUUCUCUUGGUGGCUCAGUUAGUUCUCACUACGUUGAUUGAGAUUUUCAUUACUGGAACUUUCCUGGCCAAAAUUGCUAGACCUAAAAAAAGGGCUGAGACCAUUAAGUUCAGUCAUUGUGCUGUCAUAACCAAACACAAUGGACAGCUUUGCCUUGUAAUCCGUGUAGCAAAUAUGAGAAAGAGCCUCCUGAUUCAGUGCCAGCUAACUGGAAAGCUUCUUCAGACCUAUGAAACCAAAGAAGGAGAAAGGAUUCUGCUAAACCAAGCUAGUGUCAAAUUCCACGUGGAUUCAUCAUCAGAAAGCCCUUUCUUGAUUCUACCUCUGACUUUUUACCACAUUUUGGAUGAGAGCAGCCCUUUAAAUGACCUGACACCCCAAAAUCUAAAGGAAAAGGAUUUUGAACUCAUUAUCCUUUUGAAUGCCACAGUAGAAUCCACGAGUGCUGUAUGCCAGAGCCGAACUUCAUAUAUUCCAGAGGAGAUCUUCUGGGGUUUUGAAUUUCUGCCUGUGAUUUCUCUUUCACAGAAUGGAAAAUAUGUUGCAGAUUUUAGUCAAUUUGAGCUGAUCAGAAGAAGCGUCGACUGUACAUUAUACAGUACGGACCCUGAAAAGCAAAAAUUGGAAGAGCAAUAUCGAAAGGAAGAUCAGAGGGAGAGAGAACGCAGAACCAUGUUAUUACAACAAAGUAAUGUUUGAUGGCUCAUCUAUAACAAUUUCUACUGUAUAUAACAUUUCUAUCUGAAAGGCGUUUACUCAAACACUAUGAUUUUAUCAGACUGUGUUAUUACUUCUUUUUCAGUUUUUGUGUAACAUAUGCCACAACAAUGGGAAAGGGAGGUAUACUUUGGGAGUAUAGAAACCUGCCUUAAUAUGAACAAGACUGUUAUUAUGACUAGCAGUGGCACACCAGAGUUCCAGAUAGGAAAUUUCACUAGCAAUAUCUGGAACUGGAUCCAUGACAUCUACUGGCAUCUUUCUCCAGAGCGACAAUGAAGUAGAAUGGUUAGCACAUUGAUAUUGUGCUGCCAAUGCCUUUGUGAUCUGCAUCACUGGUGAUGAGCUAUGCUAUUUUGUCCACUAUAACCCAGGGUAGAAAGUCAAUAGCGUUAAUGGCUCUACUUCUUAACUCCAAGACUCCCUUCCAUCUUGCCAUUAGAGACAGGAUGUGGUUAGCAUGUUGAUCUCCAGAGCUAUACUAUCUUCCUAUUGGUUAGUGUUUGAUAUAUGACAAUUGAUUUUUAAUGGUUGUGCCUGAGGUUUGAUAUAUUGAACAUAUUUUUCCAGAUACAAAAGUUUGAUAUUUUGAACAUAUUUCUCCAGAUAUAAAAAUCUACAUUGGUGUUUGUUUUAGAUAUAAAUAGCAAUUUUUUAAAGUUUAUUGACAGGAAGUAUUAUGAACACUGGUACUUUGUACAGUACAGUACAGUGACACCAAAGACAGUUUGUGUGAUUAUGCCAAACUUCUUUUGUGUGGAUCUAUUUUACUAAACUGACAUUUUUUUUCUCUUUGUCCAGUUUAAAUUUGUACAUUAUUGAUAAUGCAUAAGGUCAAGAUCAGAACGGAAAAAUAGAGGAAGAUCAAGCUUUGCUCUGAGUUCUCUCAUCAGCACAUUAUUGAUCAAAAGCUUAAUAGGAAGUUCUCAUAUUUUUACUUGUACCCCACCCGUAUUAUUUUUAUAAGUAGAUCAAGGUGCAACCCUAUCCAAUAAACCUUCCUUCUCCUAUUGUCCCCAGAACAACAACCUUCUGAGGUGGGUUGGGUUGAGAGUGAGUAAUUGGCCCAAAGUCACCCAGCUGGCUUUCAUAACUAAGGGAGGAUUUGAAUUCACAGUUUCUUGCUUUCUAGCCUGGUGCCUUAACAACUAGACCAAACUGGUUCUUAUGUAAACAAUGGUUUAAGGAAAGUGCCUGUACACAUCCUUUUUGUGGUGAUUUUAGAUGACCAAGAAAGAACAAAAUAAAUUACUCCAUAACCUUUUUCUUGAAUACAAACUUCUUUUUGCCCAGAUAGUCUUCAAUUUACUCACCAAUGCAAGUGAUCACGUUUCUCUCUCUCUCUCUCUCCCUCUCCCUCUCCCUCUCCCUCUCCCUCUCCCUCUCUCUCUCUCUCUCUCUCUCUCUCUCUCCCCUCCCAUACUUUGAAGGACAGAUUUAAAAACAUGUAAGGAUGGUGUUGAAGACUACAAUCAUAUAGGGGAAAUUCUAGUAAUAAUAUUUUGCUUUUAAGAAGUAAUCUAUUUUAAAAAGUUGUUUAGCUUUGCUUUAGAAAACUGUUUAAUGCUCUUAAAUAAAGGAUUCUGAAAUAGUUACUGGCAAUAUUUGUUUGAACAUGUUGUCUGUGAAUGCCUGCUGUGAUAUUAAUAGUACAUGUAUAAAUGGUACUGUCAGCAAUUAGUUUUUGCAGACAACUGUGUCACAUGUCUCUAGUUACUGUCUGCUUGCAUUUUCAAAGCAUAAGAAAAACCAUUUCCCCAGUUGUGUAUUGUCCUGGUAAUACCACAUUUUGGCAAAUCAUCCCAAUCUCAUUGUUCCUAGAUCUAUCUGCCUUCUGACAUUCAGAUCUACCCUUGGGCUUAUUUCAUAACCAGCUUUUCUUUUAACUUUGAACAUUAAAAUGACAUUGACUGGCUUUACUCUUUGAUUGCUACUUUUCUGAAAAAAAAAAAAAUUGACAGAAUUUAUAACAAAGUCAUAUUUUCUUGUGGUUAGACCAGUGGUUCUCAACCUUCCUAAUACCAUGACCCUUUAAUACAGUUCCUCGUGUUGUGGUGACCCCCAACCAUAAAAUUAUUCCUAAAACCAUUGAAAAUAUGUGUUUUCCGAUGGUCUUAGGCGACCCCUGUGAAAGGGUCGUUCGACCCCCAAAGGGGUCCCAACCCACAGGUUGAGAACCACUGGGUUAGACUAUUAUAUGGAUUCAGAGUUCAGUAUCAGUCUUAUAUAGCAGAAGAUAAACAGAUGUUCUUCUUUUUAUAUAAAAAUAGCUAAAAAAGAAAAUAUGGAAUAAUUAUUUAUUUGACCUGGUAAAAAUCAUAAAGAAUUUGCAGAGUUUCUAACAUAAAAAUUGCUGCAGAGGUUUAUUUUUCUCCUUCUGAAUGUCUUGCAAACAUGUUUAGAUUACUUACUUAUUGUGUCAUAAUAUGUAAGGUUUAAGUUAGAACAGAAACAUUUCCUUUUUAAUUAUUUGACAUUACUAGCCAUAAUCCAUAUUAGAUAAUAUCCCUGCAUUAAAUAUGCAGAUCCUGUGUAAAAAUAUAAUAAAAUGUAUCUUGCCCUACUUUAAUCCUUUCAGUUAAGUUAAUAGGAGAGGGUAAAUAAUUCAUUGUUUAGAAUUUGGACAUGGACAUAGUUAUAAUUCAACAACUAUGAUUCCUUAUGUUGAAUCAUUAUAUCAACUGAGAACCUUUGCUACUCAAAAAUAAUUUAGUAAUAGUGUCUCAAUAGCUUACUUAUAGUUGUGGCACAUCCAAUUGCAAUGGUGAAGGCACUGAAGCCCUGUCUAUCCUUAUUAUUUGAGCAGGGUGUGUGGGGGUUAUAUUACAAAAAUAACUUUUUAAAAGAACAGAUUUGACUCUGAUGGUCCAUAUUGAUUAAUCAGUGAUUGAGAUAAUGCAAAUUCAUGGGAGAAUAAUUAGCAUAUUUGUUCCAUGCAUCCAAAAUUUUGGAGACGGUGUAAUAGUAUCUGAGAAUGAGCUUGGGAGACAGGAGGGAGAAUCACAGACUGGGCAACUGGUAUGUAAAAAGUAUCUUGGCCCAUGAAAGGAGGAAACAUUAUUUUUCAUGCUCUCCCUCAUUCUGUGAGCUACUUUUAUAUGGUCUGAUGUCUCCUUUCUAUUACCUAAGAUCAUUCCCAUGUACAUUAUAGAAAAUUAGUCCAGGCCAUGUUUAGUUUGAGAUGUGAAUUGAAUGCCUUAAGCUUAUAAAGAAGAAGAUAUAAACCUUUCUGUCUUACUAACUUGAGACUGUUUACUAAAGGGGAAUUCUAUGGGACUGGAAUAGUACAGUAACUGAUGUACAUACCCAGGCAUCUUUGAUAUGCCUCUCUGGUCUGGCGUGAUAAUAUUUUAUCUAGAGGAGACUAUAGUCUAGUUUAGACAUUGUUCCAGAUAUUUGGUAUUGUUUGUACAGACUCAGUUUUAAAUCUAAUCAUGAUUUAAUCUAAAUCAUUAAUAAAAUGUAAAUUUGAGACAUGAA